Molecule: messenger RNA, 1635 nt
Organism: Liolophura sinensis
Lineage: Eukaryota; Metazoa; Mollusca; Polyplacophora; Chitonida; Chitonidae
Product: replication factor C subunit 2-like
Exons: 9
Coding region: 29-1102 (357 amino acids)
Biological process (GO): DNA-templated DNA replication; DNA repair
Cellular component (GO): nucleus; DNA replication factor C complex
Molecular function (GO): ATP hydrolysis activity; DNA clamp loader activity; DNA binding
Source: RefSeq, a predicted model, not a curated record
CUUGGCGCGAAAGUCAGAAAAACAAGGGAUGGCGAACGAAGAAGAAAGGAUGGAGAUUGACGAAGAGAGUAGCAAAGAUCCUUCUAGCUCAACGUCAGCUGAUCCUAAAAAGCAAGAAAAAGGCCGUGGCACGUAUGAAUUACCAUGGGUGGAGAAAUACCGACCACACAAACUGAAGGAUGUUGUAGGGAAUGAGGAGACCAUCAGCCGCCUAGAGGUGUUUGCUAGAGAGGGCAAUGUCCCAAACGUCAUCAUAGCUGGUCCGCCAGGUACUGGGAAAACCACAAGUAUUCUGUGUCUGGCACGUGCUCUCCUUGGUCAGUCUUUCAAAGAUGCUGUGCUGGAAUUGAACGCCUCUAACGACAGAGGGAUUGAUGUUGUGAGAAAUAAAAUCAAGAUGUUUGCUCAGAAGAAAGUCACACUUCCAAAAGGAAGACAUAAAAUCAUCAUAUUAGACGAGGCAGACAGUAUGACAGAUGGAGCCCAGCAGGCACUGAGGAGGACAAUGGAGAUCUACUCCAAAACCACACGCUUUGCCUUGGCCUGUAACGCAUCAGACAAAAUCAUUGAGCCCAUCCAGUCUCGCUGUGCCGUGCUGAGAUAUUCCAAACUAUCAGAUGCCCAACUAUUGGCCAGGCUUUUAGAGAUUUGUGAGCAGGAGAGCGUGAGUUAUACAGAUGACGGACUGGAGGCCAUCAUCUUCACAGCUCAAGGGGACAUGAGACAGGGAUUGAACAACUUACAGUCCACUUUCCAAGGUUUUGGGCAUGUGAGCAGUGAAAAUGUGUUUAAGGUAUGUGAUGAGCCUCACCCAUUGCUCAUUAAGGGGAUGUUAGAACAGUGUGUGGCAGGUAACAUUGACGAGGCGUACACUGUAAUGGCACACCUGUGGAAGUUAGGGUAUUCCCCUCAUGACAUCAUCACCAUCAUCUUCAGGGUCUGUAAGACGACAAACAUGCCAGAGUUUCUCAAGCUGGAGUUCAUAAAGGAAAUUGGAUUCACUCACAUGAAGAUUUGUGACGGAGUUGACUCCCUUUUACAGAUGUCCGGAUUGCUGGCAAGAAUGUGUAAAAAGACUUUGGAUCCCAAACUUAAAGUGUGACGAAAUCAAAAAAUGUGCACUUGUGUCACUGAUUGGAGGCCAGUUUCUUGGAACUUCAGAGGAAUAAUUUUCUGCAUGAAUAAUUGCUAUCUCUUUUAUGUCCCUGAUGAAGACGGCAGAGAGCAAAUCUACAUAUAUCCAUGAAGUUCUGCGAAAGUUUUUUUUUGGCAUGUAAUUUGAUAAAAAGAGUAAGCAGAGGCAUUUGUUUGCAAGAACACUCAUGGUGUAGAAAUUAGAGAUGGCAAAUCCCAGAAAAUUGAUCUGAAGACCUAGAAUUUUGUUUGUUGAAAUGCCUUCAUUACACAGAAUUCGCAUGUUUAACGGAGAUAAAUGUAAUAUGUGCAGUCAUAAAGAUUUCAAAAAGUGCAACCCAAAGAAAGUAAAGCAUUUUGUCAGUUCUGAAAUUCAUCAGCAUUGCCUGUAAAUAUACACCAUUUAUGUUCAUUGAACUGAGAAUAUACACAUUACAAGCAGUUUUGUGAAAUUGUGUUUUUUGCGUAGUCUGUUGAGCUGGGACAUUGAUCCAAACGUUU